CUAUAUAGUUGGGAUUCAGUGUGGGUCAACCUGACCUUGAUGUCGACAUUCUCUCCCUGUAUACAGUUAAUGUGGGGCUGUUUAUGCCUACCUGAAGUGUGGUACGACGCCACUCUAUGUUUUUUUACAGGUCUAACUAUAUGCCCGAUGGAUAUAGAUAUCUAAACAUAUAUAAAGCUGGUAACUGACAGUCGCCGCACAACCAGGAUCGUCUCCAUUUUAGGAGCAUCACAAAUUGGGUGUCAGAAGGCGACCAACGAUGUCGUACAAGGUGGAGACUGUGUUGACGAAUGUGGCCAGGGUCGGGGAGGGACCUCACUGGGACGACGCUACUCAGACGUUGUUGUUUGUCGACAUCAUCAACGGCCAGAUCUUCAGAUACAACCCCGUCACGGGCACCAACGACAUGAUCCAGCUUAUUACAGAUGGAACUGUAGGGUUCGUCGUGCCCCGCAGUAAAGGGGGUCUGGUGGUGGGACUAGAUCUCACCUUCUCAGCUGUUGACUGGAACACCAAGACCGUCACCAAGCUGGCGGAAGUGGACCCCGGAAAAAGCAACAACAAGAUGAAUGAUGGGAAAUGUGAUCCAAAAGGACGUCUGUGGGGAGGUACAUAUAGCAAAGAAGCUGAGCAAGGCAACCUGUACUGUUUGGACAUUGACGGUACACUGACCAAGAAGGUUGAGCACGUGACAGUCUCUAACGGCCUGGCGUGGUCUCCGGACAACACCACCAUGUACUACAACGACUCGAGACCACACAAAGUGUACGCAUUCGACUACGACAUCAACACUGGAAAUAUAUCCAAUCAGAGGGUGGCUGUAGACUUUGACGCCGUGCCGGAGUUUAAAGGCAACGUCCCCGGCCCUGAUGGCAUGACUAUUGACACGGACGGCAAUCUGUGGGUGGCUUGCUUCCGGGGUGGAAUGGUAGCCAAAUUUGAUCCCAAAACAGGGUCAUUACUCCAACAGGUUUCCCUGCCUAACGCUACCAAGAUCACGUCCGUGGCGUGGGGAGGGAAGAACCUAGAUGAGUUGUACGUGACAAGCUUGAGAGAAGGAAUCCCUGACAGCGAGUUCCAGACAACAGACUCGCUAGCUGGGUCGUUGUUCAGAGUUACCGGACUUGAUGCAAAAGGCAGCCAAGCUAAUAUCUACCAGGGAUGAGGGUAGCGAGCGAAGAGGAACAGAAAUCAAUUAAAGACAAGCAAACUCUCAA
Haliotis rufescens (red abalone) is the source of this 1217-nucleotide messenger RNA. RefSeq names its product regucalcin-like. Bases 260 to 1165 code for a protein of 301 amino acids. Gene Ontology annotation, molecular function: gluconolactonase activity; calcium ion binding; enzyme regulator activity. The record is from RefSeq and is a predicted model, not a curated record. The transcript is spliced from 6 exons. Gene Ontology annotation, biological process: L-ascorbic acid biosynthetic process. NCBI's taxonomy places the organism in Eukaryota, Metazoa, Mollusca, Gastropoda, Lepetellida, Haliotidae.